This is a messenger RNA of Colius striatus (speckled mousebird), 1458 nucleotides long. RefSeq names its product NADH:ubiquinone oxidoreductase complex assembly factor 2 (gene NDUFAF2). The coding region runs from base 95 to 610 and encodes 171 amino acids. The record is from RefSeq and is a predicted model, not a curated record. Gene Ontology annotation, cellular component: membrane. Gene Ontology annotation, biological process: mitochondrial respiratory chain complex I assembly. Lineage: Eukaryota; Metazoa; Chordata; Aves; Coliiformes; Coliidae. The transcript has 4 exons.
CGCCGGAGGGGUGACGCGGACCCCGGGGGCCGGGUGGGGCCUGGCCUGUGGCGGCGGCGGCGGCCGUGUGGGCGGGAGCGGUGGGCACGGCGGGAUGAGCCGGCCAUGGCGUGUGCUGCGCGCCCUGCGCGCACGGCUCUUCGGGCCGGAGAAGGAGCUGGUGGGCACCGACCCCGCCGGCAACAAGUACUAUCGCGUGCCCAAGCACGAGACGCGCGCAGGGCAGAUUAUACCAGAGAGAAGAUUCGUAGAAGCAGUAAAUCGUCAAGCAUACCAAUAUGAAGUGGGUGAUUUUCCAAUAGAAUGGGAAGCAUGGAUAAGGAAAAAAAGAAAGGAUCCACCCACUAUCGAGGAGAUUCUUAAGAAUGAAAAUUAUAGACAAGAAAUGAAACAGAAAAUCCAAGAAGUAUGUGAAAAGGAUAAGCUCCUUCAGGCCAAGGAAUACAAGGAGGGACUUGUUGCUGCCCCAGCCCAGACCCGUGUGAAAGGCCACGCAUCUGCCCCUUACUACGGAAAGAAUGAGCCUUCGCAAGACCCAGCAAGCACUGCAAAUACCUUUCAGCCAGGCUCUUGGAUGCCACCAGGCAGUGGCAGUAGUGGUAACAAAUAAACAAUUGUAGUGUAGAGAUAUUGCUAAUGGAUAAACAACAUAAACAGCUGUUAUAUAUAGGCAAGAGUGCAAUGAAGUAAUAUUAAAGCAGUUUCAUUUUGCAGAGUUGUUCCAAUGUGUUUAAUCGUGAUAAACCACUGUAAAAUGUUUGAGUUUCAGUGAAAAAUGGGAUGUCUUUCUAAGUUUGUUUUCAACAGUUACUAUUCUUCAUUUCAACUACUCUUGAAAUCAUAAGUAGAACAGUUUUCCUAAAGAAACCUAAGUUGUUUUUUAUCUUGAAAACUCAUUUAAAUUGCAUUAGAUGUAAUAAACUUUAAUUAAUCAGCACACCUAGAUUUUCCCAAAUGUAGGUGUCAGUUUAAGAUAGCUCUUCGGAAAGUUUAAAUUCCCUUGGUUGUGACAAGUGUGCUUUCCUCUGGCAAGGGGGCAAAAAAAAAAGUUCCUUUCAUUAACAGGAAUUGAUGUGGACACUACACUGACUGCACACUGUAUUAACCUUAGAGGCAGCCUUGUAACUUAGGUUUAAGAACACAGUCACAUAUUUGAGUAAUAUUUGAUUUGCAGUAAACACAGGAUAAAAUCAAACUGAGUUAAACUAUCUGUAACUGCCAUAGUAGAGGUUAGAAGCACUGGCUAAAGCUGCUGGAAAGUAACACUGGGUUUGGGACAAGUUCUGUCAUUAAUAUUAAAAAAAAAAAAAAAUUAUUUCUGGUGUAUUCUGGAACAUCUUCAAAUUAUUAGAUCGGUUUGCUCAUGGUUUAGAUACAGAGUGUGCAGAUUAUUUGCUUAGAGAUGAUGUUUGAGAACUGAAAGUCAAAAUAAAGACUACACAAUGUUUUUGAAAAAAA